GUGGCAAGUGUAAUUGAAGAAACGAUGUAUCUUUAAGAUUUUUGAAUAAUCUAUUUUUGAUUAAUUCGUAAUAUUCGCACAGCAGAAAAAAGAUUGUGCUCAAAAUAUUUAUCGAACAAAAAUAAUAUUUAAUACCAGUCUGUAAUUAAACGAUUCGAUAUAAUAAGUAAAAUGUAAAUAGUUUAAGAUUAUUAUCAUCUGAUGUCACGUGAUCACAUGCAAUGGCGAGGUUAUUGAUUGCAGAUGAACGUGACCGCGCAAGCUCUAUCUGUUUCAAUGAAGUAUCGUGCUUGCAUAUGGAACCGCGAACGGAGAUACAACGGUAGGAGCCCGUGGGUGAAACACCUGCAGCAGUGAUGAUCAAAAUGUUAUUUAGUUUGAUUACUUGUGCAUGGUUAAUUACUUUCGGUGUCCUAACGAAUCUCUCUCAUGGCGAACAGCAAUUUUAUAAGGAUGCAGUUCGAGAAGCGCCACGAGAUAUAUCUGCUUUAAAACAGUUCGCUGAAUACAUUGCAAAUCAAAAUCUUAAGCAACAUAUGCAUCAUUCAUAUCUACUACCACUUCUUAUCUCACAGAUUCAUAAGAAAUAUCACUUGGAUCUUAGCAAUCAGGAAGUGCAUGAAAUUUUUAAGUCGUUAAAAGGAAAAUUUCAUUUGGAUGAUAGAUUGAGAGAACAAAAGUUAAUCCCCGGGGAUUAUAUCUCCCAGAUUCAACGUAUUGAUCGAAAGCAGCCUUUGCCCGGGAACGACUAUACUCUUCUAUACUAUGGUUUUAUUCCAUUGUUUAAGAGUUUUAAUACUAAACUAUCUUAUCAAGAUAAUAAAAUAAUAAAAGAAAAUCGAAAGUACAGAAAUAUAGAUAUUGGAUAUCUGCAAGAAAAAAGACAAUCUCUGUACAAUGCAGAGAUUGAAGAUAAUGCUGACAAAGAUAUAAUCGCUAAUAUUUUAAAAAAACAUCUGAUGUUAACUAGACAAAUAAUAGAAAAAAAUAAAGACUUAAUAUCGUCAUUUGCACAAGUACCUAAAUUCACAUAUUUUUUUGAUGAUCCAAAUUUGAAAGAAAAAUAUCCAUUUAUUCAACCUAAUGAUCCUAGGUAUUAUGAAAAUACCAUUUUUUCUCUUGAUACUAAAAAUAAUGAGGGAGAUGAAGAGCUAACAGUUGAUCCCAUAAGUAGCAAAGAAAAUAUAUUACUUGAACAAACUACAGAGAAACAAUUAACAGAUGUAGAAAUCGAUAAAUAUGACGCAGUAAAAAAUAUUACUGUAGGAACGUUAAUGGAAGAAGAAAAAUCUGGAAAAAAUCGUCCUUUUAUUGUUUCAAUUGCUCAAGAUUUAAAUAAUGAUAUAUAUUUUAUUGCUGUUAUUGCUGGUUGCAGUGCAGCAGCAAUGUUCAUUUGUGUAUUAAUCAGUUUAACAUGGUGCAGAUUGCAACGUGGAGCAAAAGCAGCUGCCGAUAUAGAAUAUCCAGCUUAUGGUGUAACAGGUCCAAAUAAGGAUAUAUCACCUUCUGAAGAUCAAAGACUGGCUCAAUCAGCACAAAUGUAUCAUUUUCAACAUCAGAAACAACAGAUUAUUGCUAUGGAAAAUCGUACUUCUACAACUAGAGAUCCAGGGUCUUUAUCCGAAGCAGAAAGUGACGAAGAAAAUGAAGAAGGCGAUUACACUGUUUAUGAAUGUCCUGGUUUAGCUGCGACUAGUGAAAUGGAGGUAAAAAACCCCUUAUUUCAUGAUGAUCCAACUCCAGCUACACCAGCACAUACUAAUAAAGAAGAGGACCAUAAGUAAUUUCAGUAAAUUGCAGCCAAAUUUACUUUUAAAAUUUUCCGUGGUGCUUAGCUCAUUAUUAAUGUACCAUAUCAAAAAUAGCUAUCUAUAUUAAAAGUAUAGAAUUUUAUUAUUAUUAUUAUUAUUAUUAUUAUUAUUAUUUUUAUUUUUAUUAUUAUCAUUAUUAUAUAAUAUGAGAAGUAUAUAAAAAACAUUUUAACAAAAACGAGCUAUAAAAUAAUUACGGUUGCAGUUUUCAAAACAAAGCUUUUUAAUUAUACAAAGAUUUUUAUAUGAUCAUUUCUUAGUUCAGUUUAGUAAACACAUGUCUUUUUCUCUAUGAUAUGAAUAGUAUAUAUUUUCAUAAUGAGAGAUUCAAUAUGACUAUUUAGCAAGUUUUAUGCAGAAUAUUAAAUUUUAUGUUGCAUUUAUAAAAAAAAUAUUAGAUACAGAAGUAAAAGUCUGCAUUUGUUUUCAUUCAAUUAUUGUGAUUAUUUAACAAAUUAUUCUAAAUAUACAUUAUGAAAGUUUAUAAUGUAAUUCUGUAUGGAAAUGUAUUGAGAACUAUGCAUAUUCAUGUAUUAAUAUAUAAAAUGAAGAAAUUACAUGAGUAUUUAGUCCAAUAUAACACAGAAUUACUAUUAUGAAUAGUAAUAAGUACUUGACUUAUAUCACUGAUUUGUAACAUUUACUUUUUUGAUUCUUUUCCAUUUUCUACAGUUAAUAAGCACUUAUGUAAAUGAAAUAAUUAAAUGCUAUUUGCAUGUAUUUCUUAUGAUUCUUGUAACAGAGAUGAAAAUAUAAUACGUGCAAAUUGUAUAAUGAGAAAAGGUAUAUACAAUAUAAAAUAUAAUAACAAUAUGUGCAGGGUAACUCCUAAGUCAUAUAUUAAUUUAUAGUAAAAAAAUUGGAAUCAAAAUUUUCUGUUAGCUCUUUUAUUAUAGUACAAUUUAUGAUGUGUACUCCAUAAUUAGUUUGUUCUUUUUUCUCUAAGUUUCUUUGUUGAUACUACAAAACUCAAUAUUGCCGAAAGUAAUAGUAAUCUUAUAAACACUUAGAAAAAAAGUACUUUGAAAGUAUUCAUUAAAAUAUUAAAGUCAGGAGUACAAUGGAAUCCAUGGAAAAAUUGUAUUUAUAACUGCUCUGCUUAUAUCAUCUAUGCUAUAAAUCCAAUGUUUAGUAAAUGCAAAUAUUUUUUUAUCAAGCUUGUAAUUUUGCAGAGCUCUAUUUUUCAUGAAUAUUCCCUAUAUUAUCCUGAAGGUAAUGAUUAAAGAGUAAAUGCUAUAAAAUAUAAAAAAUAAUAUUUUUGAAGCUUUACCAAAUAUUUUCUUAGCUUAUUCUCUAAGUUACUAUAUCACAAAAAAUAAAAAUAGCUAGUUAGAAGCUAAUAUUUCUUUGAUAGAUAUAUUUAAUAUUUACUUCAACAAUUUUCAGACAUUAUAAUGUCUUUGAAUUAUUAAUGGAUAUAUUUAAAUCAAAGCUUAAUAGAUGAUCUAAUAUCUGUUAGGAUAUUAAUAUAAUAAUUGACUAUUUUCAUUUAUUAUUAAUUCAUAUCAAUCAUUCAAAAUUAUAGUAUUGAUUUGAUGAUGGAACAUUUGAUUAUUUCUGAAAUUGAAUAUAUCAAUAAUUUACUAUUAUUUAAUAUAUGAUAUAGCACUUGUUGCUUCAAAACAAAAAUAUUUUAUUUUUAUAUAAACGGAUUGUUAGCUGUAUAGAGAGUUUAUAAGAUACUCGUAUACUAUAUUGCUGUUCUCAUUACUUUUAUUAUAACAAGAAAUAUUAUCAUACAUAUUUUUCACUAUUAAGUUAUUUGCAUUUUAAUAAAUUGUAGUGUGAAUUGUAAACUCGACGAUAGUGGGCACUAACUAGACUAACACUACUAAAGUUAAACUUCUUUAAAAUAAUAAACUAUAUACAAUAGCAAAUUAUUUAUUUAUUAAAAUAUCUAUGAUUGUAUUUUAUAUGUAAACAUUAUGUGUUGCAGCAUGGGUCUAAAUUUGUACUCCUCUAGUCUCUUUAGGAUCUGUUAUUGUGUAUUAAUAAAUGUAAUACUAUAUAUACAUACAAAGAUACUAUACGUGGACAAUCCAUAUACAAAUCAAUUUUUAAAUAAGAAUUAAAGUCAAUGUUUAGUCGUUAGUUAAAGUCGUUAGUUAAAGUAGUUAAUUAAAGUCAGUUUCAUUAAAUUCCAUUAAACUAUGAUCAUUGUUUCUCUUAAUAAUUACUCGUAUACGUAUAUAAAUAUAUAUGGUGUGUUAAUAUUAUUCAGCAAAAUAUGGCAUUAAAGUUAAGUUUAUAGAUAAAUUUAUAUAUUCUCUUUUAUGUUAUUUUAUGUUGCAGAAUAUAUAAAAUAUAAAGAUAUUGUUCAACAUCUUAAAGUAAAUUAUAUCAUUGUUAAUAUUAUUUGCUCUUCCACUAUGUAAUCUUAAUUAUAAAACAUAUGUAACAUGUUUUUAUUUUAUUAAAUAAAUUGUUUAUUUCAUUAAAUGAUUCAAAUCA
Messenger RNA from Vespula vulgaris, 4262 nucleotides. RefSeq lists its product as uncharacterized. Gene Ontology annotation, cellular component: membrane. The transcript is spliced from 8 exons. NCBI's taxonomy places the organism in Eukaryota, Metazoa, Arthropoda, Insecta, Hymenoptera, Vespidae. Bases 357 to 1784 code for a protein of 475 amino acids. The record is from RefSeq and is a predicted model, not a curated record.